GUAACUGACGGUUGUGUCAGUCAGUCAAUCGAUGGUGCCGCUGCUGAGCAGAAAAACUGGCGAAAAGAUUUGUAAAUUUGCACCAACGGGAGAAAUAUCUCUUCAGUGAAACAAAGACCCUCAAAGGGAAUAAAACUGUGCCAGGCCCUACACAUCAAGUGUAACUCAGGGCAGCAGCAAUGUCCGGCUCCUAUGAUGACUCCAUGAUCGAUGUCUCCAGUGAUAGCUUCUGGGAGGUUGGUAACUACAAGCGAACGGUGAAACGGGUAGAUGAUGGAAACAAACUCUGCAAUGAUUUGAUGAACUGUAUUCAUGAGCGGGCUCGUAUUGAAAAGGCAUACGCACAGCAGCUCACAGAGUGGGGGAAGCGAUGGAGACAGCUCAUAGAAAAAGGCCCUCAGUAUGGUACGUUAGAGCGGGCAUGGUCAGCUCUAUGCACAGAGGCGGAGAAGGUGAGUGAGCUCCACAUGGAGGUAAAAGCCGCACUGAUGGGAGAAGACUACGAGAAGCUAAAGAACUGGCAGAAAGAUGCUUACCACAAACAGAUGAUUGGCAGCUUCAAAGAGACAAAAGAGGCUGAGGACGGCUUCCGCAAGGCCCAGAAACCCUGGGCAAAGAAACUUAAAGAGGUGGAGACGAUGAAGAAGGCUUAUCACUCUGCGUGCAAAGAGGAGAAGCUGGCAGCCAGCAGGGAGACCAACAGCAAACUGGAGAGCAACAACAACCCUGAAGCCCAAAAAAAGCUGCAGGAAAAGGUGGAGAAGUGUCAGCAGGAGGUGCAGAAGACUAAAGAAAAAUAUGAGAAAUCUCUUGAAGAACUGGACAAAGUGACCCCUCAGUACAUGGAGAACAUGGAACAGGUCUUUGAGCAGUGGCAGCAGUUUGAAGACAAACGUAUCCGCUUCUUCAAAGAGCUCCUGCUGGAGGUGAAACAGCACCUGGACCUCUCAACCAAUCACAGAUUCCAGACAGUCUACCACACGCUGGAAGACACAAUCUCUGCUACUGAUGCUGAAGAGGAUCUGAAAUGGUUCCGGUCCAAUCAAGGCCCUGGCAUGCCAAUGAACUGGCCACAGUUUGAGAAUUUGGACUGGUCCCAUCCUCGCUCCUAUAAGAGAAGGUCCAUUGUAGAUUGGUCCAUAGACCUGAACCGAACCCUCAGCAGACGAGAAAAGAAGAAGCCAUCGGAGGGUGUCACUCUGACGGGCAUCAGUCAAACCGGGUCAGAUCAGCCUGUUCAGCCUGCAAAGACCAGCAGCAGCCUGACUGUGCCUAAAACAGCGCCAGUUGGCACAAACCCCUUCGAAGAUGACGAGGAUGAGGAGGAAGAGGAAGAGGAGAUGGCAGUGGAGCAGCAGACCACAGUCAACCACAACAGUGUGAAUAAAGAGGAAAUAAAAACUGCGAGCAGUGUGGAGAAGACUCCUGAUUGGUCAGAUGAAGACACAGGGGGUAACCCUUUCUCUACAAACGGUGAUGGGAAUCCGUUUGAAGAGGAGCCGGCUUCUCCGGUCAUUUCUGUGCCGGUUAGAGCCCUCUAUGACUAUGAAGGACAGGAGCAGGAUGAGCUAAGCUUCAAAGCAGGGGAUGAAUUCACCAAAAUUGGUGAAGAAGAUGAUCAGGGCUGGUGCAAAGGCCGACUCAAGGAUGGACAAACAGGGCUCUAUCCGGCUAACUAUGUUGAAGACAUCCAGUAAUGAAUCAUCAAAAUGUGAAGGAAGAAGAAAGAGAUGUUUUGGGAAAUGACAGCGCGGCUGGAAACAAGAAAGCUCUGCUUCAUUUUAAACCGUUUUCUCCCUGUUGAUGGACCCUGGACUGCUGUGGGAGAAGGACCGAGAGAUUAUAAAAGGACCACUUAAAAUAUUGUCACAGAUUGACCCUCAUAGAAACUUUGUUGAAAGAUGGAUCUAAACCACGUGUCCAGAUUUAAGGGGGGGGAGAAAAAUGCUGUCAGUUUAAGAUUAUUGUUACUUAAAGUCCCAUUUAUGCUGUUACAAAAAUACAAGCUUUUCAAGUAUAUAUUAGAUAUGACUCAGUAAAAUUUAUGUGUGAAUUUCUAUAUUGUUAAAAUGAAACACUGGGAUGACAGCCUGACAAAUCGUGUAGCGAUGUUACAUGCAGCCUUAAUAUGCAAGCCACUAUGGAUUCAUUAAGGGAGAUGACCCUCUUUCUAAUUAUCUGCUCUGUGCCUGUAAGAACCUAGUCCUUUAAUGUAAAACGAUUUUCUUGGACAAAGUAGGCCCUUAUGUUGAGAUAAUUGUCAAGAAUGAACUUGAUUGUUAAUCUAGUGCUUACAUUGUUUUGCCAGUCUCUUCAGGGGUUUGUUUAUACACUCAGUUUAUUCACUGUUCCGGUUAUUUGUGAGGAAUAAUGGCACUCAGAAGAGCCAUAUCCUGGAGUAGUCUUCAUUAGGUCACAGCCAUUGAAUGUAUAAUCACUGAUUGUAUUUUCUCACUUACUGAUUGUUCACUUUAGCUUAUGUUGGUUUCUUUACAGCCACUGACAAACAACACAUCUCUCUUUUUCUCUGUCAAUUCUGUAGAUUGUAAUCCUACAUGGGCUAUUUUUCAUACAACACUGAAAAUCUCUCACGUUUAUCUCACUUGAAUCUCUGUGUUAAAUUCUCUCACUUCUUUUUCAAUGUAAAGGUAUGGGAGAGUAUUUUUUUAGUGUAUGUUAUAUGCAAUAAAACCACAGCCGAGGUUGGUGUCACAUACAUGCAUGUAAAUAGCCUAAAUGACACUUCUUAGAGGAAAUUAAGCAUUGAAAUCAGAUCAUUUAUAGUUGGAAAUUGAUGAUUGUUAAUUUAUAAUGCCACAAGUGCUUUUGUUCUACUCUUGUUAGAAUGCUGUGACUGAAAAUCACUUUGUAUAGUAAUUGAAUAUUUUAUGACAAAUAUCCCUCAGAUCUGUUAUUUUGUUACAUUUGUAAAUAGGAUUUCCCCCCUCAUGGAAAUACUUAUUGAAUUAUCACUACUACCAAUUGGAUUAUUCUUAACUAUUUCUUAGAAUAUAUGACAUGAACGAAUACCCUUGAUGUAAUGAUCUUAGUACAUUAUAUAUUUUGAUCAAGUAUGUUGUCAGCUUGCAUGUUUAGCAGAGAGGAGCUACUGUUUCUUUCAUAUAUGCAAGCUCCAAAUUCAUUAAUAGCCCCACUGAAACAAAAACGAAAUUUCUGUCUGAUGCCUUCAACUGCAGCACAGAGGAUGAUAGGUUUUGUUGCAUUUUGUAGCAGAAAGAUGUCUUGUCAUGUUUUCAGGGCAUGCUGUCGUUGACGCGCAGCAACAGAUGUUCUUGCACAGUAAGGUUUGUACAUGUUGUCUCACAACAUAAUAAAUUAAUUGAAAAACA
Molecule: messenger RNA, 3350 nt
Organism: Cheilinus undulatus (humphead wrasse)
Lineage: Eukaryota; Metazoa; Chordata; Actinopteri; Labriformes; Labridae
Gene: pacsin2
Product: protein kinase C and casein kinase substrate in neurons 2
Exons: 12
Coding region: 180-1697 (505 amino acids)
Biological process (GO): regulation of endocytosis; cytoskeleton organization; plasma membrane tubulation
Cellular component (GO): cytoplasm; plasma membrane; endosome
Molecular function (GO): protein binding; phospholipid binding
Source: RefSeq, a predicted model, not a curated record